AUGCAGGUCUCCAGGAGAUUAUUGUGGGAGGCAGAGCACGUGCCGCCGGCGCCGUCCCUGGAGCCCGCGGCGGCGGACUCCGACAUCGUCGUCAUCCUCGCCGCCCUGCUCUGCGCGCUGAUCUGCGUCGUGGGCCUGGCCCUGGUGGCGCGCUGCGCCUGGCUCCGCCGCUCCGCCCAUGGGGGACCUGCGGCACCGCCGAAGAAGGGCGUCAAGAAGAAGGUGCUCCGGUCGCUGCCCAAGCUCUCCUUCCACUCUGGCUUCACCGAUCCCAAGUUCGCCGACUGCGCCAUCUGCCUCGCCGAAUUCGCCGACGGCGACGAGAUCCGGGUCCUCCCGCAGUGCGGCCACGGGUUCCACGUCGCCUGCGUCGACGUAUGGCUCGCUUCCCACUCCUCGUGCCCAUCCUGCCGGCAGGUCCUGCUCGGGCCGUCGGCGCCUCCGCGGUGCCAGAAUUGCGGCACCGCCCCCGCCCCCGCCCCCGCCGCGGCCCCCACUGCGUGUGCGCCGACAGCGGCGCCGCCGCCUGAGGCGCCGGCGCCCGCCAGACCGGCCCCCCAGGAGCACCAAGCGUCGGGCUCCAAAUCCAGGGAGGAUGACGGCGGCCACCGAUAUCUCCCCUAG
Messenger RNA from Spirodela intermedia, 624 nucleotides. The record is from the annotation of a GenBank genome assembly. NCBI's taxonomy places the organism in Eukaryota, Viridiplantae, Streptophyta, Magnoliopsida, Alismatales, Araceae.